AUGAUUGGCGAGAACCGCCUGACUGCAGCGGAUCUCGAUGUCGUCGGCGCCCUCUCCCCUACCCGUACUCUGCCGAUGACCAAGCUCUUUCGCCAGCUCUGCGACCGGGCGCAGAGUCAUAUCCUGGAGGCAAAAGGUCUACGAAAGCUCUACGCAGACACCCACCGCCGCGAAGUGGAGUAUGCGUUAGUUCCUGACCGCCCCGGCGCCCCCGAGCUGGAACCUCAGGAGGCCGUUGUGGGGUGGCCUCCUACUCGAGAUGUCGUAGGUAACCCCACGGAUCGGUAUGAAUUCGACUACAUCAUGGACCAGCGCCGGUCUGGCGGCGGUAUCCAAUACCUUGACAAGUGGCGGGGCUACCCAGAGGACCAAGCCACCUGGGAACCUGCUAGCCAUCUGAACGGUUGCCCUGCACUGCUGCGCGCCUGGAGGCGCCGUCACCGGAACCGCCGUCCGUCCUUAUCCGCUGCCAUCUUUUCCUUCGGGCACCCCCCACCUUCCCUUUUCGCCAGAUGUCGCCCGCUUACCGCCGUGUGGCGGGGGGGAACGGGGUGCAGAAGCACCCCACGUGGCGGUAGCAGCUUAUCUACACAGCCAAUGGCCUAG
This is a messenger RNA of Eimeria acervulina, 606 nucleotides long. RefSeq lists its product as hypothetical. The transcript has 2 exons. Gene Ontology annotation, molecular function: chromatin binding. Gene Ontology annotation, biological process: negative regulation of transcription by RNA polymerase II; chromatin organization. The record is from RefSeq and is a predicted model, not a curated record. NCBI's taxonomy places the organism in Eukaryota, Apicomplexa, Conoidasida, Eucoccidiorida, Eimeriidae. The coding region runs from base 1 to 606 and encodes 201 amino acids. Gene Ontology annotation, cellular component: pericentric heterochromatin.